Messenger RNA from Lacerta agilis (Sand lizard), 797 nucleotides. It is a transcript of the gene POLE3, whose product is annotated as DNA polymerase epsilon 3, accessory subunit. Bases 1 to 450 code for a protein of 149 amino acids. Gene Ontology annotation, biological process: heterochromatin formation; DNA damage response; leading strand elongation. The transcript is spliced from 4 exons. Gene Ontology annotation, molecular function: chromatin DNA binding; protein heterodimerization activity. The record is from RefSeq and is a predicted model, not a curated record. Gene Ontology annotation, cellular component: epsilon DNA polymerase complex; CHRAC. NCBI's taxonomy places the organism in Eukaryota, Metazoa, Chordata, Lepidosauria, Squamata, Lacertidae.
AUGGCAGAACGGCCCGAAGACCUGAACCUGCCCAACGCUGUCAUCACCCGCAUCAUGAAGGAAGCCCUUCCUGAUGGAGUAAAUAUUUCCAAAGAAGCCCGAAGUGCGAUCUCGCGAGCUGCCAGUGUGUUUGUGUUGUAUGCCACAUCAUGUGCCAAUAAUUUUGCAAUGAAAGGGAAAAGAAAGACGCUGAAUGCUGCAGACGUCCUCUCAGCCAUGGAGGAAAUGGAGUUCCAGAGAUUUGUCGUCCCCUUAAAGGAAUCCUUAGAAGCUUACAGGCGUGAGCAGAAAGGCAAAAAGGGAGCCUCAGAGCUAAAGAAAAAAGACAAAGACAAGAAGGGAGAUCCAGAAGAUCCUGAGAAGAACCGAGGCGAUGAGAACGAAGAGGAGGAUGAAAGGAUGGAGGAGGAGGAGCAAAACGAGGAGGAGGGGGAGGAAGGGGACAGCUAAGUCGCUUAGGAUUUCAGCUCUGGGCAGCCCUAUUCCACCAUCAGAACCAGCCGUGAAGCAGAAGAGGCAAUAUGGUUCCUGGUCUGAGACUGAGUGGGGAUCUGAACUUUGGUUGAACCCCCAACACCACCUGAAUCUCUGUGCUUUUCCUUCAUUGCAGUGCUGGGGGUGAGCUUGCACGUGGAAACGGGGGCACACUGGAUCAAGUGGUCCUAAGAGAGCACUGCAGACUUUGGAGGAGAUCCUGGGUCAGUUACUCUACUUGGAGUGUCUGCAGGUGGAUUCAGUGCUUCUGCCCACAUAGGUUCAUCAGGAUAUCAUUACACAUGUCAUUUAAUUUUUAACAA